Larimichthys crocea (large yellow croaker) is the source of this 3002-nucleotide messenger RNA. RefSeq names its product LMBR1 domain containing 2b (gene lmbrd2b). Gene Ontology annotation, cellular component: membrane. Gene Ontology annotation, biological process: adrenergic receptor signaling pathway. The coding region runs from base 197 to 2311 and encodes 704 amino acids. The record is from RefSeq and is a predicted model, not a curated record. NCBI's taxonomy places the organism in Eukaryota, Metazoa, Chordata, Actinopteri, Sciaenidae. The transcript has 18 exons.
GUCUGCCUGACUCUGACGUCAUCGUCCUCUCCUGGUGGACAAGCAGGAAGUGUCUGACGUGAUCGAGGUAACGGCGGAUUCUGCCGGUAAACACGCGGACGGUGACCUCACAGCGCGCGGACACGGAGCGUCUGUUCCCGCCAACCAGCGGAGACACCAACGAAGAAGUCACGGUGUGUCAGAGCGUGGAGGCAGGAUGAGCGGGGCGGCGUUGGGUAUCGAGCUUGUGGUGGUUUUCUUUCUGGCACUCUUCCUGCUGCACAGGUACGGAGACUUCAGGAAGCAGCAGCGCAUGGUGCUGUUCGGCACGCUGCUCGCCUGGUACCUGUGCUUCCUCAUCGUCUUCAUCCUGCCAUUGGACGUCAGCACGACGAUCUAUAAGCAGUGUAAGAUUGACCAUGAGGAUCAUGCCUCUAGUUCCACCGCCAGCCCGCAACCAUCCAAUCAUACGGCAACAAACACAUCUGCCACGCCCACUAGGAGGACUCUGACGCAGUGCUACAAGCCGUGGAGCUACAUCCCUGAUGGCAUCAUGCCGGUGUUCUGGAGGGUGGUGUACUGGACCUCUCAGUGUCUCACGUGGCUGCUGCUGCCCUUCAUGCAGUCGUACGCUCGCUCUGGAGGCUUCUCCAUUACCGGGAAGAUUAAAACCGCCCUGAUCGAGAACGCCAUUUAUUACGGGACGUACCUGCUCAUCUUCGGCUCGCUGCUCAUCUGCGUGGCUGUACAUCCGGAGUGGCAGCUGUCCUGGUACGGGCUGCAGACCAUUGGCAUCACGGCCGCUAAUACCUGGGGCCUGUUCCUGCUGGUGCUGCUGCUCGGUUACGGUUUGGUGGAAAUCCCUCGCUCGUACUGGAACGCCUCUCGACACGGACACCUACUCAUCAAGACGUACUUCAAGGCGUCCAAGCUUAUGACGGAGAAGGCGGACGCAGAGGAAAACCUGGAGGACGUGAUGGAGGAGGUGAGAAAAGUCAGCGAAUCCAUCAAGUACAACCAUCCUCUGAGGAAGUACAUCGACACCAUCCUCCGGAAGUGCCCGGUGGAUUACCAGGAGAAGAUGGGCAGGAACAUGGAUGACUACGAGGACUUCGACGACAAGCAGAACACGUAUCCAAGCGAGAAGAGCCUAGUGAAGCUUCACAAACAGGUCAUCUACGCGGUUCAGAGACACAACCGGACUCGGGUCCAGUGGCAGAUCCUCCUGCAGCAGGCCAUCCACCUGGAGGACGUAGCCAAGAACGAGACCAGUUCAACGCACCAGUUUGUCCACAGCUUCCCGCCAUCGGAGCCGGCCGGCUGGUUCAGCAGAUACGUGUACACGCCGCCUGUAGAGUGGUACUGGGAGUGUCUCCUGAAGCGCUGGUUUUACCGCCUGCUGUCGGUGGUCCUGACCCUGUUCAGCGUGGCCGUGGUCUGGUCCGAGUGCACCUUCUUCAGCACCCGGCCCGUCCUCUCACUGUUUGCCGUGUUCAUCCAGCUGGCUGAGAGAGACUACAACUACCUGUACAUCGAGAUGGCGUGCUUCAUCACAAUCUUCUUCCUGUGCACAUGCGUUUACUCUACCGUGUUCCGCAUUCGGGUUUUUAACUACUACUACCUGGCCUCCCAUCACCAGACGGACGCCUACAGCCUGCAGUUCAGCGGCAUGUUGUUCUGCCGGUUGACGCCUCCUCUGUGUCUGAACUUCCUGGGUCUGAUCCACAUGGACUCGGCCAUCUCCCACCAGCAGAAGGAGCAGACGGCGUACACGUCGAUCAUGGGAUCGAUGCGUGUCCUCUCUUUUAUUGCCAACGGCUUCUACAUCUACUACCCCAUGCUGAUCGUCAUCCUCUGCAUCGCCACCUACUUCAGUCUGGGGACUCGCUGUCUGAACCUUCUGGGCUUCCAGCAGUUUGUGGGCGACAGUGAGAUGACGUCGGACCUGAUCGACGAGGGCAAGGAGCUGAUCCGACGGGAGAAAAGGAAGCGGCAACGGAUUGAAGACGGCGAGAACAGACGAAAAGACUGGAAGGAGCGUUAUGGAAACCCGAGAGAGGACUACACAGCGAGGAACAGGAGCAGUCAUGAGAUGAAGGAGACCAGUUACUCCGACAAUGUGACACCGACCAACAACAGACAAGCUAAAUAUUCUCGUUCUGGGAGUCGGGCAGAGCGGGACUGCAUCGAGCUGCUUCAGGACGCCGAACCUUUAGACUUCAACGCCGACUCCCUGACAGAUGACCCUCUGGACGCAGAGUCUGGCAGGCACAUUGGAGGACGGUAUCUGUCCAUGUCGUCGUCUCGAAGCCGAAUAUUUGAUGACGUCUGACGGGGAGAAGAAAUGUGAAGUGGAGCCACAAACUGGAAGUGUGUCUCCAAGAUGUGGAUGUAUCACAUGACCUCCAUCUCCCAGCUCACAGGCUGUUCCUUCAUCUCCCAGGAUGCAUGGUAUUUAAAGAAACAGGAAGUUGUGCAGACGUCUCGAUGAACUGUGCGUCAGGUGUACAGUAAACUGUCAGGUGUGAAUGUGAACUCUGCUGAUCCGGAUCGCUCCUGUCCGUCUGAGCUGCAUGUCAUGAUGGCAGGAGUCUGAGCAUGCUCAGUGUCACCUCACUUUAAUGAAGUCACUUUUUAUUGUUUGUGGAUUUAUUGAUCUGAACCUGAUGAUGCUGAUCAAUGUGUAAUCAUGGCAGAUGGUUCGAUGGUCGCCGCUCUCACAGGAAGUCUUAAAAUAUAUAAAGGACUUUUAUUUUGAAAAGGGUUUCACAUCUCAAAUUUCCUGUAUUGAUCAACACUGAUCAACUUCCCCAUAAAACCAGUCUGACCUGUCUGGUUGGACUCUUGAAUCAUGCGACAGGUAGAACGUCACCUGAUAGGUCCGCUCAUAACCACUCCCACCAGUAAUGUCACAGUGUACUGACACUACAUGAGGUGUACCUGUCCGUCAGCACAGGUAGUUGAUGGGAGCUGAAGUCUGUGAACUAAGAUGAGUCUUUUCAAAAUAAAAGCCUUUAAAUCCA